CGUUCUCAACGCUGCCCCUGAACCGUGCCGUAACCCGAUCCUCACAAUUUUCGUCGCAUUUUCAGGGCGAUGAGGACCUCACGCGUUGCGAAGGAUACGUCCAAGUACUUCGACACGAGUUCGAGUUCGGCGGCCGUCCUCCCGCGACGUUCGACGCGAUCGUCAACCCUUGCGCGAUUCGCAUACAACGGUGCAAACAACAGCCUGCCAUCCGCCGCUGCCAGUAGCAACAAUGCCGGCAUUGCAACUGCCGAGGUGGCACUCGGUUCCGAUAUCGAAGACGCCGUAAACAUGACGGCGACGCGCAAGCGUAAGCGGACUGCAACGAUAACACAGUCGUUGCCAUCGCGGCGGGCCGCAGCCAGAACGACCAAAACCGAGGUCAAGACCGAGAUCAAGACAGAAGACCAUGACUCGGAGCCUGAGACCAAACCAAAACCCCGAGGCCGCGUCCGAAAACCAGCGCGCAGGACGACAGAUGCGGCCACCGGCGAAAUAAAAGUUGAGCCGCCCUCGGACUGGGAGGAAAUCUACAACCUGGUGAAAGAGAUGCGCCUCACCGGCCCAGCAGCCAAUGCCGCGGUCGACACAAUGGGCUGCGAGCGCCUCGCACGGCCCGACGCCAGCGCGCGCGACAGACGGUUCCACACCCUCGUAGCGCUGAUGCUCUCGAGCCAGACCAAGGACACGGUCAACGCCGAAGCGAUGGCGCGGCUGCAGAACGAGCUGCCGCCGUACGAGCCCGGCGCCCCGCCGGGUCUGAACCUGGAGAACAUGCUCGCGGUCGAUCCGAAGCUGCUGAACGAGCUGAUUGGCAAAGUCGGGUUUCACAAUAACAAGACAAAAUACCUCAAACAAACAGCGGAGAUCCUCAAAUCGCACUACGCCUCCGACAUCCCCGACACCAUCGAGGGCCUCACCUCGCUGCCGGGCGUCGGCCCCAAGAUGGCCCACCUCUGCAUGAGCGCCCCACACGGCUGGAACCGCGUCGAGGGGAUCGGCGUUGACGUGCACGUGCACCGCAUCACCAACCUGUGGGGCUGGCAGUCGCCGCCGACCAAGACGCCCGAGGACACGAGGCGGGCGCUCGAGGCCUGGCUGCCGCGCGACAGGUGGCGCGAGAUCAACUGGCUGCUGGUCGGCUUCGGGCAGACGGUCUGUCUGCCCGUGGGCAGGAAGUGUGGCAAGUGCGAGCUGGGACUGAGCGGGUUGUGCAAGGCGGCUGAUCGGGCGAAGGUCGCGCUGGGGAGGAAACUGAGGAACGGGGUGGCGGUGAAGAAAGAGAAGGAGGAGGAGGAGAUGGUCGAAGUUGAGGUGGAUGGGGAGGGGGGCGGCAGAGUGAAAGUUAAGAAGGAGGAGGCAGAGGUGAAGAUUGAAAAGGGGAAGGGAGAGGUGAAGAUUGAGAAGAAGGAGGAUCUGAUGAAAGUUGACGAGGAGGAAGCGGGGGUGAAGGUCAAAAAGGAAGAGGAGGUAAUGGAAGUUGAUAUGGCGAAGACAGAAGUGAAAAUCAAGGAAGAGGAAGAGGAGGUAAAGAUCAAAAAGGAGGAGGGGAAAAUGGGAAUUGACGUGGACGGAAAGGAUGAGCGUGGAGUGAAGAUUCAAAAAGAGGAGGCAGAGAUGAAGGAUAUGACGGCGACGCUCAAAACCGAGAAUGGAGCGCCUGUGUGGGAAGGAGGCGCGAAAUACGGUGCAGAGGGAGAGGCCAUAAUCGACCUGGAAAAGGUAGAGGAAAUGGAGCUAGACGAAGAGGUGUGCUCCGCCAAUGUCAAAAGAGAAGGGAACGAGGUGAAGGUUGAGAGGGUGUAGAAAACGGGCUGUUGGUGGGCCGGCUGCAGCGAGAUUGAAGCAUUCGUCCGAAGGCAGAGUAGAUGACAACAGAUGGCUUUUGAAGUACAGGACGAAGCCCUCGGUCCCGACCAGGAGACCGCCCGUAGCGUUGAUAUGGACAAGGCGGAGGGGAAAGGUCGUCGGACAUUGUAAAAUACUCACUUACACACUCAUACGAGUUCACUGGUACCCAAACUGUCGAUGCUGUACCUAUUGUCGCAUACCUGGUAGUACAGUUAUUGUACUACUACGUAGUCGCUCUUGGCGCCCGCGUGCUUCGAGUCAUUCAGAUACGAUAUCGGAGCCGUCCC
This is a messenger RNA of Chaetomium strumarium, 2138 nucleotides long. RefSeq names its product DNA glycosylase. The record is from RefSeq and is a predicted model, not a curated record. Gene Ontology annotation, molecular function: oxidized pyrimidine nucleobase lesion DNA N-glycosylase activity; DNA binding; DNA-(apurinic or apyrimidinic site) endonuclease activity. The transcript is spliced from 2 exons. Lineage: Eukaryota; Fungi; Ascomycota; Sordariomycetes; Sordariales; Chaetomiaceae. Gene Ontology annotation, cellular component: nucleus. The coding region runs from base 70 to 1806 and encodes 578 amino acids. Gene Ontology annotation, biological process: base-excision repair; nucleotide-excision repair; base-excision repair, AP site formation.